Molecule: messenger RNA, 3148 nt
Organism: Silurus meridionalis
Lineage: Eukaryota; Metazoa; Chordata; Actinopteri; Siluriformes; Siluridae
Gene: ikzf1
Product: IKAROS family zinc finger 1 (Ikaros)
Exons: 8
Coding region: 201-1949 (582 amino acids)
Biological process (GO): regulation of transcription by RNA polymerase II
Molecular function (GO): RNA polymerase II cis-regulatory region sequence-specific DNA binding; DNA-binding transcription factor activity
Source: RefSeq, a predicted model, not a curated record
GAGAAACUAAAUGAAUAACCCAUGAAGGGUCCACUCUGCUCAUCCCCAUCUCAUGCAUGGCUGCCAGCGCUACUCUACUGGCCGUCCUCUUUGACUGGCACGACGCAAAGCGAGGUGCCAAGGGCUCUAGCAGGAGCCGCUCGGGCCUGUGGAAAAUAAAAGCUUGCGGGAGGUUUCGGCUGAUUGCAGACGCGUGAGGCAUGCUGGGCUGGAAGGAGGAAGUGCAUUGGGGAGGAGGGGAGGGACCGCGCAUCCCCAGCGCCGCCGCGCUGCCUCGGACUGCGCCACAUGGAGCGGUGCGCGCCUGGAACAGCUUCAUACUGCACCCGAGCCGAGGACUAACAGAGUACCUACACAGGAUGGAGACCGAAGAGGCACAGGAAAUGUCCCAAAUAACAGGGAGGGACAGCCCAACCACUAAUGAGGGGGCAGAAGACCAAGAAGAGGCCAUGCCUGUCCCUGAAGACCUGUCCACAAGCACAGGUCUCCAGCACAACAAUCGUACUGACAAACCAACAGCCUGCAAUAUAAAAGUUGAGGCUCGGAGUGAUGAGGAGAACGGGCUGGCCGCUGAGAUGAAUGGAGAGGAAGAGGAGUGUGUGGCCGAGGACUUGCGCAUGCUCGAUGGCUCGGGGGCCAAAGUGAACGGCUCCCACACAGGCCCAGACAGCAAGCCAGCACCCACCUACCCUAUGGCCGGGGGCAUCCGCCUCCCCAAUGGGAAGCUCAAGUGUGAUGUCUGUGGAAUAGUUUGCAUUGGGCCCAAUGUGCUGAUGGUGCACAAGCGAAGCCACACUGGUGAAAGGCCUUUCCAGUGCAGUCAGUGUGGAGCUUCUUUCACUCAGAAAGGCAACCUGCUACGCCACAUCAAACUUCACUCUGGAGAGAAACCCUUUAAAUGUCACCUAUGUAACUACGCCUGCCGCCGCAGAGAUGCCCUUACCGGACACCUUCGCACACACUCGGUUGGAAAACCCCACAAGUGUGCGUACUGUGGACGCAGCUACAAACAACGAAGCUCGCUAGAAGAGCAUAAAGAGCGAUGCCACAACUACCUGCAGUGCAUGGGCCUUCAGAACAGCAUCUACUCAGUGAAGGAAGAGAACAGCCAGAGUGAGCAGAGGGAAGACUUAAACCUGGCUGCGUCUGAGAGAGCCUUGGUACUAGACAGAAUAGCAAACAAUGUAGCUAAGCGUAAGAGUUCUAUGCCACAGAAGUUUAUAGGCGAGAAGCGCUUCGCUGACCUCUCAUUUGAGAGCAGCUCGGGUGAGAUGAUGCAGCCAUCAGCAGUGAUUGACCAGGCCAUCAACAGCGCCAUAAACUACCUGGGAGCUGAGGCUCUACGGCCGCUGGUUCAGACCCCACCAGGCUCUGCCAGCGACAUGGUUGUCAGCCCCAUCUACAACCUGCACAAGGGCCAAUCAGCUGAGAGUAAUGGCUUGUCAGCUAAAGAUAGCGCAGCCGAGAACUUGCUGCUGCUUUCUAAAUCCAAAUCUGCAAUUAGCGAGAAAGACGGCUCACCCAGUCACAGUGGCCAGGACUCCACCGACACUGAGAGCAACAAUGAGGAGCGAGCAGCUGGGGGAGGAGGAACAGCGGCAAGUGGUCUCAUCUACCUUACCAAUCAUAUGGCCCCGGGUGCACGAAAUGGAGCUUUGCCCCUGGUGAAGGAGGAGCAGAGGCACUAUGAGUCUCUGCGGGCUGUGGGCAUGGAGCUGGGCAUGGCAGUGGCUACAGAGGGUUUUAAAGUGUUGAGUGCUGAGGGUGAGGAAGUGAGGGCAUAUCGCUGUGUCCACUGCAGGGUGCUCUUCUUGGACCAUGUCAUGUAUACCAUUCACAUGGGAUGCCAUGGCUUCCGAGACCCCUUUGAAUGCAAUCUAUGUGGCUACCGCAGUCAGGACCGCUACGAGUUUUCCUCACACAUCACACGUGGAGAACACCGCUACUGAGCAGACACACAGAUACACAUUGAAAGAUCUUAUCCAUAUAGAAAACCAGCACACAGACAAAAAUAAACAGUCAUCAAAUAUACAACAUAUGCAGAAUGUUUUUUAAUGCAUAGUAUGAACACUGUGUGCAUGCCGAAAAGAUCGAUUAUUAAUUUAAUAUACAAUGAUUAAUGUAGACAGAUGUAAAUAUAAUUCAUUGCCAUGUCUAUUUUUCUACAACUGUGUGAGUUACUGAUGAAUACAGUAUAAAACUUUUAAAAAGUUAGUAGUACUGAACAGUGAAAUUAAAAUCGAGGCAAGAUUGUUGUUUUAAGAAGAACUCUCCAAAAUGUUUUAUUGGAUUCACAGCAUAAAUUGACUGGGAUUUGAGAGAAAAACUCUCCAUUUAUUUAGAAGAACAAAUUAUAUUUGCAUUCAUGGGCAAUAUUGAAGAAAACACAAAAUCUGUGUGUAACCGUUUUGGCUUAAUUAUCAAUUUGGAUACUAAAAACAAUUAGUACUCACCUGUGCUAUCUGUAAAUAUACAGACAAAAUUCUUAAAUACAUUUUCCAGUGUUACUUGUGAUGGUGAAAAUAUAUGGCAGUAAUGAUUGUACCCAUUACCAAUUAAACAUUUGGACACACUAGUCUAAAGGUAUGCAUCGUAGUUUUAAAGAUUGUUUGAUACAGCUAUUGAAAUUUGUAGAAGUUGCUUAUAUAAGGAGAGGCAGUUGACACAACCUGUCUAUUUGCAAGCUUAAAGAGAAACCUCCUGGUGUCAUGAAGCUGGUUUGAAGAUUUUUAAAGAUCUGCAACUCUUCAUCAAGAGCUGAAAUCUAAAAUAGUUUUCAUUUGUUUAACACGUCUGUUUUGCUAUGAAAUAUUUUUUAAUGUGUAAAAAAAAAAAAAAGUUAAAUGAAAAUGAAGGAAACCAUUCGAUGAGCUAGUGUGCCCAAACGUUUGACUGGAAGUGUACUUCUUGUAUCAGCAGUAUUGAGAACUUUACUCGUCUCAGAGAUCUGUACUCCCCUCUUGCUGUAUGUAUUAUGAACACAUUUUGGUCCGUUGUAUUUCUUUUUUUAAUCUUUGUGGGGGGGUUUUUUGUUUUUUUGUUUAUUAUUAUUUAACUUUAGACUUUUACAGGAUUGGAUGCAUACAUACAUUAGCAUCAGCAAUGCUAAAACAUGCUUGCAAAAUAUCAAUAAAAAAAUUACAUUCAA